AUGCAACCCAAUCUCUGCAAUUAUUGCGGUUUACGCCCCAAAUUCGACGAUGGAACUCAGACGCUUGAUUUCUGUGGCCGAUCGUGCGCCGACAAGGCCAAAGUAGCGCUAAACAACUCCGCCCCCAUAACCGCCCCUACUCAGCCAAACGAUCUUUGUGUUGAAUGUGGCCAACGACCGAAAUUCAAGGACAGCGUUAAGGCGCACGAUUACUGCAGUAAGGGCUGCGCGGCGAAGGCUAGUGCGACCACCAGCACCACCAGCGGUACUACCGCUGCCGCAACCUUACCCGGUAACCUCUGCACCGUCUGCAACCAGCGACCCAAAUUCAAGGAGGGUGCAAAGGUCCACGAAUAUUGUAGCAAGGCAUGUGCCGAGAAGGCUAAAGCCACAAACAAUGCUCCUGCUGCAAGCGGCAUGUGCAAGAUGUGCAAGACUAAGCCUGUGCACUCGGACGGGAGCAAAACGUUUGCGUUCUGCGGGAAGGCCUGUGCAACGAAGGCAUGUAAGUUCUGUAAGGAGAAGCCAAAACAUUUCGACUCGAACUCCGGUACCACGCUCGACUACUGUGGGAAGAAUUGUGCCCAGAAAGAUCGACAAGUGAACGGUAGCACAGCUGGGACAAUCAGUCCUGGCAUUGCCGAGCUUGCGGCCGGCGAUCCUCGAUACCACAGCGUCGCCCAUCAGUUCGAAGUCUCCUGGAGACAUGCCUCGCCAUGCCCACCAGUAAACAAGGUUUAUCAGAUCAUGGGCACUGCAUCGUCCAUAGAUGCUUACAAGAAAUACCGAAAAUCUCUGGAAGAUUCCGGUAAAUUCAAGUCCAAGAGCAUGUCAGAAGGAAACGAAGAGCGUCGAUGGCACGGAACUAAACGAACAUGCUUCCUCGGAGACCCUGGUCAUACUCAGCUCUGCACGGACGCAUCAUGCUCACUAUGCAAUAUUAUUCGUAAUUCUUAUGAUCUCAGCCACGUCGGAGCGGCUCAUGGUUGGGGGAGAUUCGGACGCGGACUAUAUACGUCCUCUACAUCUUCAAAAUCUGACAAUCCGUACACCAAGAACGCCGGUGGUGCAGUCGCCUCGCCAUACAAGGCCAUGCUCCUCAACAAGGUCGCCGUCGGACGAGGUUACAAGACUCGUAUCGACAUGCCUACUACUACAUCUCCCCCUGCUGGUUAUGAUUCGGUUCUUGGUGAGACGGGAAUCACUCUGAACUAUGAUGAGCUCGUGGUCUACAGAAGCGAAGCAAUUAUUCCGACAUACCUUGUAAUUUAUGGAUGA
Molecule: messenger RNA, 1278 nt
Organism: Stereum hirsutum FP-91666 SS1
Lineage: Eukaryota; Fungi; Basidiomycota; Agaricomycetes; Russulales; Stereaceae
Product: ADP-ribosylation
Exons: 13
Coding region: 1-1278 (425 amino acids)
Source: RefSeq, a predicted model, not a curated record